AAAGGGAGGUGGAAGCACAAGUGUGCAUGUAAUGCAAACAGGUGUAUCCCUGACAGGUGAGCUUUCUGCUCUCACCAUGUGUGUGUUAAACCACCACAAAAAACAGACCGGAUCUUAGGACUUUUGCUUUAUACAGUAUUUAGGACUCUAGAUUCCCAGUAGCAUGGCUGCGUUCGGCAGCAUAGGCUGAUGAUUUGGCGACUCAAGUAUUGCAACAACUGUUGUGAGGAUGACAUCCUGGCUCAGAGGACUCUCGCUGUGUCUCCUGGUCCCAUGGAUCUCUGUGACUGGAGAAUUUGUCAAGCGGCCCCCGAAUGACUCCAUCUACUCGUUGGCCGAAAAGGAGACGGUCCUGCCCUGCCGCUUCCAGCCUGAGGAAAUGCAGUUGGUGGUGCAGGUCACGUGGUACAGGGAGACCCCAGAGGGCUGGGACCAGAUCAUCACGGCUCAUCACAUUGACGGCCAGACUGCUUUUGGAGCGUGGUCUGGCCGUGUGCGAUUCAACAGCAGCAUCCCCACCGAGGACUCAUCUUUAGUGCUCUUCAGCACAGACGUCUCAGACGAGGGGCGCUACACAUGUCACGUCAACUCCUACCCUUUGGGAAACUUUGACCAAAUAGUGACUCUCAUGGUCUGGACCAUCCCGAUCUCCUCCUUGGAUCCUGUGAUUCUGGUCGAGGGGCAGUCAUAUCGGCAGGCAGCUUCGUGCCGCUCUUUGGCCCGCCCGGCACCACAGCUGUCGUGGGACACCGAGCUGCACGGUCAAUCUAUGAACCGUUCCUGGGCGAACGGGGCGAUUACCACCCACUUCUCCUUGCACCCUUUGCGGAAAAUGAAUGGGAAGAAGCUGGAUUGUCUGGUGUGGCAUCCGACUCUCACGGCGGGGCCGCGUCGGCACCAAAACAAGCUGGUCGUACACUUUCCUCCCGAUUCUGAGGUGUCGGGCUAUAACGGGGACUGGUAUGUGGGCCGGGAGCAUGCUGCCCUGACGUGUGUGAGUGGAGGAAACCCCAAACCGCAGCAAUUCACCUGGGCCAGACACGGUAAGGCUUUGCCCGCCGGUUUGAUCCCUCACCCCAACGGAACCCUGGAGUUCCGGCGCCCCCUCAGCCUAUCAGACAGCGGCACCUACCAGUGCGUGGCGAAGAAUGAGGUUGGCGUGGGCACGGCGGAGGUGGAGAUUUUCGUGUCAGAGUUUCCCGAGAGGCAGAUCAUGUCGGAGACGACGACGAUGGUCGUCGUCGGGGUCAUCGCCGUGGGGCUGCUCCUCUUGAUGCUGGUCAUCAUCAUCACUGUCACCUGUCAUCACAAGAAGAAGAACAAGAAGCUCAAGAGGGAACUGACCGAGAAGAAGGAGGAAAUAAGCACUCUGUCCUGGCAAGCUUCUUUGAGGAGGAUCAACUCGGUCAGCACAGAUGCAAGAGGAGCGACGGAGGAGAGCAUCCCGCUGAGAGUGGAGGGAACCUUGUCCUCCCUUGGGGAGCUGGCCCCCAGCCGUGACAGUCGCUCCACUAUCAUGGGUGGGAGGUCGGGAGGAGGGGAAGGAGGAGGGGGAGCGUACGACUACCUGGGUCGCCCGGUACUACUCAACUCGCAGAAGGGCAGAGAGAGCCUCUUGGACCAUGAUGAGCAGGGAACUUCCCUUCCGUGUCGCGUGCCGACACCGUUGACCAUCAGGUCCACUGACAUGCUCGGGGAGCAAAACGAAGAAUGGUCAAGGCCAGCGAGUUCCGUCAGGUCUCUGCGCCACCCCUCCCCGAGCUACUGCACUCCCUCCAUGACCGACAAUGACGACGAGGUGGAUGAAGGCCUCGGGGGUCCCGCCAGCCAGGAGCAUCCUGAUGACCGGGAAAGCCAGAGCAGUCGCUCCCAGGUGUCUGAGGCGCACAGCCACAACCAACUCACAAAUGGCACAAAGAGGUUCAAACCGGAGAUAGGCCACACCGUGGUUGGCCCUCAUGCCUCGCUGGUGCACAAGGUCCAGAUCGUGUAGGGGGAAGCUGCUCACAACUCGCCAAGAAGCAGUUUAUUUGUAA
Molecule: messenger RNA, 2036 nt
Organism: Hippocampus comes (tiger tail seahorse)
Lineage: Eukaryota; Metazoa; Chordata; Actinopteri; Syngnathiformes; Syngnathidae
Product: nectin-4-like
Exons: 11
Coding region: 230-1993 (587 amino acids)
Biological process (GO): heterophilic cell-cell adhesion; homophilic cell-cell adhesion
Cellular component (GO): adherens junction
Source: RefSeq, a predicted model, not a curated record